Penicillium paradoxum is the source of this 717-nucleotide messenger RNA. RefSeq lists its product as uncharacterized. The transcript has a single exon. Bases 1 to 717 code for a protein of 238 amino acids. Gene Ontology annotation, cellular component: cytoplasm. Gene Ontology annotation, biological process: regulation of translational fidelity. The record is from RefSeq and is a predicted model, not a curated record. Gene Ontology annotation, molecular function: nucleotidyltransferase activity; tRNA binding; double-stranded RNA binding. NCBI's taxonomy places the organism in Eukaryota, Fungi, Ascomycota, Eurotiomycetes, Eurotiales, Aspergillaceae.
AUGUCCCUUCGUCAAAAGCCCAGUCUCAAAGAUGAUGCCCAAGCGGCAUUUCAAGUUCUGAAGAGAGGUGGCAUUGCUAUUAUACCGAUGAACGUCGGCUAUGGAAUCACAGCGAUGGACCCGGAUGCGCUGAAUCGGAUUGUUCAGACGAAACAGCGGCAACCACACAAACGGCAUGCGAUGGUUGGCAGCUACUCUCUGCAUCGAGAUCUCCAUGUUCUUCCCUCCCAGCAAGCCGAUAUGGUCAAGUUGUUGACUAUGAGCUUGGACCUUCCUCUUGGAGUCGUUGCACCGUAUCGCUCCGAUCACCCUAUCACUCAGAAGCUGCCCCCAGAUGUAUUGGCCCAGAGCGUUGUUGAGGACAGUCUCGCAAUGUUGGUAAAUGGGGGUGCCUUGCUGGAGGAAUUGUCGCGACUUGCUACACUAGAGGCACUUCCUCUAAUGGGAUCGUCGGCCAAUAUCACGGGUAAAGGGGCCAAGACUGUCGUUGAAGACAUCGAGCCAGAGAUCCUUCAAGUGGCAGAUAUAGUCAUCGAUUACGGAAGACAGAAGUUCCACUCUCCUCGAGCCGCUUCUACUAUGAUUGAUUUCCGAACAAUUAAGAUUCUCCGAUAUGGCGCUUGUUACGACGUGGUGCAGGAUGCUCUCUGGCGAUUUUAUGGUAUCAAGGUGCCCGAUGACCCUGGAGAGUCGAGCCUUUUCGAUGGACCAGCAUAA